AUGAAUCCGCAUCUCCUGACCGUUCUCCUGCAGUUAGCGGACGGCGAAAAGCAUGUUGGUGGUGUCGGGAUGACGGAAAAAGCUGCACUGGCCCUCCGGCAGGAGUCCCUAUUCCAGAUGGCUGUUGAGACAGUUGAGGAGAAGACUAAGGGAGAUCUUUCCGGCGAUGCUGUACAACGAGAUUCCUCUGUGGUUGUUGCAGAGUUGGCGGAUUCCUUUCCGUUUGUAGAGACGGACUUGUCCCUGACGCCACAGCUACUGGAAGAGCGCUGUCAGGUAAUUCAUAAGUUGGGGGCUACUGUGCUUAUAAAUCUCAGCAGGGAUCGCGUCCGAUCUAGGCGCUUUCCCGCUGGAGAGCUACUGCACGGCCCUGAUGGUUUCGUGGAGAGAGAGGACGGGAGGUCGUGA
Molecule: messenger RNA, 408 nt
Organism: Spirometra erinaceieuropaei
Lineage: Eukaryota; Metazoa; Platyhelminthes; Cestoda; Diphyllobothriidea; Diphyllobothriidae
Source: the annotation of a GenBank genome assembly